GCGGCGGAGUCCAGGGCCGGGUAUCAUGGCGACGUACGUGGACAUCCUGAAGAGCGAGUUCCCGGAGAUCGACUCGGAGGUCUUCGACUACAUCACAGGUGUUUUGGCCAGUGGCGGAGCGGACUUUGAGGAUGGGGAGGAGGUCUACGACGCCAUCGGAGGCGUCCUGCAGGGAGUGUCCGCUGACAGUAAGAACGAAGACGACGUCAGAGAAAUCUGCUUCCAGAUGUUCAACACGCUCACACUGAACAACCAUCAUGGCUCCCAGAGGCAGGUUCUGUUGGACGCCCCGGUGCAACUGUCUCAGAUCUCUGCAGACAACGUCACUGGAGCAGAGGAUGUUCAAGGAAUCUGGAUGAUGAAACGUGCUCAGAACACAACGGUGGACGCCAAGAAACUGGAGAAAGCUGAGGCGAAGCUGAAAGCCAAACAUGAACGCAGGAACGAGAAGGACUCUCAGAAACCCACCAAUCCACUAGUCCUGGAGGAGGCGUCGGCCAGUCAGGCUAGCAAUAAGAAGGACAACCGAGUGGACCAAUCAGGGAAGAACCGCAGCUACGACAUCCGCAUCGAGAACUUUGAUGUUGCGUUUGGAGAAAGGUGUUUGCUGCAGGGGGCGGAGCUAUCUCUGGCGACGGGCCGGCGGUACGGUCUGAUUGGUCGUAACGGUUUGGGGAAGACGACGCUGUUGAAGAUGUUGGCCAGUCGCAACCUCCGCGUCCCGGCUCACAUCUCCAUCCUCCACGUGGAACAGGAAGUGGCCGGAGACGACACGCGGGCGCUGCAGAGCGUGCUGGAGAGCGACACGCUGAGGGAGGGGCUGCUGGGCGAGGAGAAGAGGCUCAACGCUCGCAUCGCCAACGGAACCGCUGACGGGAUGGAGAGCGUCCGACUGUCGGAGAUCUACGCCAAACUGGAGGAGAUCGAGGCCGACAAAGCUCCGGCCCGAGCCUCCGUCAUCCUGGCUGGUCUCGGAUUCUCUCCAAGAAUGCAACAGCAGACCACCAAGGAGUUCUCUGGUGGAUGGAGGAUGAGGUUGGCGUUGGCCAGAGCUCUGUUUGCUCGGCCGGACCUGCUGCUGCUGGACGAGCCGACCAACAUGUUGGAUGUCAGAGCCAUUCUGUGGUUGGAGAACUACCUGCAGACGUGGCAGUCCACCAUCUUGGUCGUCUCCCACGACAGAAACUUCCUCAACGCCGUGGUAACGGACAUCAUCCACCUGCACUCCCAGAGGCUGGACAGUUACCGUGGCGACUAUGAAAACUUUAUUAAAACCAAAGAAGACAGACUGAAGAACCAGCACAGAGAGUACGAGGCGCAGCUGCAGUACAGACAACAUAUACAGGUACUGCUGCAGUACAGACGACAGUACAGACAACAUAUACAGGUACUACUGCAGUACAGACGACAGUACAGACAACAUAUACAGGUACUACUGCAGUACAGACGACAGUACAGACAACAUAUACAGGUACUACUGCAGUACAGACAACAUAUACAGGUGUUUAUCGACAGAUUUAGGUACAACGCUAACAGAGCAGCUCAGGUCCAGAGCAAACUCAAACUGUUGGAGAGACUACCUGAACUGAAGCCCAUUGAGAAAGAAACUGAAGUCACUUUAAAGUUUCCAGAUAACUUUGAGAAGUUGUCUCCUCCCAUCCUGCAGUUAGAUGAAGUGGAGUUUUAUUACAGUCCAGACCAACGGCUCUUCUCCGGACUCAACCUGUCAGCUGACCUCGAGUCUCGCAUCUGCAUCGUUGGUGAAAACGGCGCCGGUAAAUCGACCAUCCUCAAACUGCUGAUGGGCGAGUUGACGCCGGUCAACGGAGUCAGACAAGCUCACAGGAGUUUGAAAAUCGGUUACUUCAGUCAGCAUCACGUGGACCAGCUGGACCUGAACGUCUGCUCUGUGGAGCUGCUGCUCAACAGGUUCCCCGGUCGGACGGAGGAGGAGUACCGCCAUCAGCUGGGAGGCUAUGGGAUCACCGGAGAGCUCUCCACGAGGCCGGUGGCCAGUCUGUCGGGAGGACAGAAGAGCCGGGUGGCCUUCGCACAGAUGACCAUGCCAUGUCCGAACUUCUACAUUCUGGACGAGCCGACCAAUCACCUGGACAUGGAGACCAUCGAGGCUCUGGCUAAAGCUCUCAACAAGUUCAAAGGCGGGGUCAUCCUGGUGUCCCACGACGAGCGUCUGAUCCGGUUGGUGUGUAAGGAGCUGUGGGUGUGUGAAGCCGGGAAAGUCACACGCAUCGACGGCGGCUUCGAUGAGUACCGAGACAUCCUUCACGAGCAGUUCAAGAAGGAGGGUUACCUGUGAGGCCCUGCCCACUGCAGACUGACCCCGCCCACCACUCAUAUAAGCCCCGCCCCCUCCAUAACAGCACCUGUCACAGCAGCCAAUCGGCCGUCGGAGCAGACCGGAGGACGUUUUUCUUCUCUGAACUGUCUCACCUCCUGCUUCAGGUGAUGUUCUGAUGCGAGCUGAUUGGUUGGUUUCCGCUCACCUGAUGAGGUCACAGUGAACUCUGGAGGAGGCGGAGUCAUCGCGAAAGAUCUGGAGUUUAUUUAAAAGUCAAACAACCGUCUGUCGUCAGUUUCUCGUCACUUUAAACCUGAUUUUGUUUUGUAACGUCGACCGGCGGAAGUUUUAUCAGUUUUAAAGGACAAAAUAAAAACCAUCAGCUCA
This is a messenger RNA of Dicentrarchus labrax (European seabass), 2686 nucleotides long. It is a transcript of the gene abcf3, whose product is annotated as ATP-binding cassette, sub-family F (GCN20), member 3. Bases 26 to 2317 code for a protein of 763 amino acids. The transcript is spliced from 25 exons. Gene Ontology annotation, molecular function: ATP binding; ATP hydrolysis activity. NCBI's taxonomy places the organism in Eukaryota, Metazoa, Chordata, Actinopteri, Moronidae. The record is from RefSeq and is a predicted model, not a curated record.